Molecule: messenger RNA, 1065 nt
Organism: Gracilinanus agilis (Agile Gracile Mouse Opossum)
Lineage: Eukaryota; Metazoa; Chordata; Mammalia; Didelphimorphia; Didelphidae
Gene: TCF21
Product: transcription factor 21
Exons: 3
Coding region: 61-600 (179 amino acids)
Biological process (GO): regulation of transcription by RNA polymerase II; developmental process
Molecular function (GO): RNA polymerase II transcription regulatory region sequence-specific DNA binding; DNA-binding transcription factor activity, RNA polymerase II-specific; protein dimerization activity
Source: RefSeq, a predicted model, not a curated record
GAGGAACCUACGUGGUGAAAAUGAGUGGUCAAUUCUGCUUUCUCCAAAGCCAGCAAAGCCAUGUCCACUGGCUCCCUCAGUGAUGUGGAAGAUCUUCAGGAGGUGGAAAUGUUGGAAUGCGACAGCCUGAAAAUGGAUUCUAACAAGGAAUUUGGGACUUCAAAUGAAAGUAAUGAAGAGAGUUCUAACUGCGAACAUGGGUCUCCCCAAAAGGGAAGGGGAGGCUCUGGCAAGAGGAGGAAAGCACCCACCAAGAAAAGCCCUCUGAACGGGGUCAGCCAGGAAGGGAAGCAAGUCCAACGAAAUGCGGCCAAUGCCAGGGAGCGGGCCAGGAUGCGGGUCCUAAGCAAGGCUUUCUCCAGGCUCAAGACCACCUUGCCCUGGGUCCCUCCAGACACCAAGCUUUCCAAACUGGACACACUGCGAUUGGCGUCCAGUUAUAUCGCUCACCUGAGGCAGAUCCUGGCCAAUGACAAGUACGAAAACGGUUACAUCCAUCCUGUCAAUCUGACUUGGCCCUUUAUGGUGGCUGGAAAACCAGAGAGUGACCUGAAAGAAGUGGUCAACGCGACCCGCUUGUGUGGAACCACAGCAUCCUGACCAAGGAGCUGCGACCCUGGGAAAAGACUUUCUGCUGGAGAGAUCUGGGGGCAGGAAAGACCUCCAUGCUCUCCCUCUUCCCCCUCUUCUCUCUCCCUCCUCCCCCAUUACCCUUUCCUUCUCCUAAGGAACACUUUUUAGCGACGAGGAGAUUCAUUUCCAGACCAAAGAGGAGACCAAAUGUACAUUUAAAUUUUCCCAUCUAUUUAACUUUAUAAACAUGUACAAUGAAUGAGUGACUCCCCAAGCCUUGCUGGUUCAAGUGCAAUAUAUAAAUAUGAAUAUAUAAAUAUAUAAUAAAACCUAUCAUGUAUAUCUUUUGUACAAUAUGUUGUGGAAAUGUAGAUGAUAGAAUAGCUGGCUUUGAUAGUCACAUCUAUGAAAUAAUUCACUUUAAAAGAUAUUUUUUCUUUAGACUGUUUUUACUACUUCUGUGAAUAAAUCUUUCUUUAUAUUGAAAGAGAA